Messenger RNA from Opisthorchis viverrini, 255 nucleotides. RefSeq lists its product as hypothetical. The coding region runs from base 1 to 255 and encodes 84 amino acids. The transcript has a single exon. The record is from RefSeq and is a predicted model, not a curated record. NCBI's taxonomy places the organism in Eukaryota, Metazoa, Platyhelminthes, Trematoda, Opisthorchiida, Opisthorchiidae.
AUGCAUCGGCAUACCGCUUCAAACGGAGAGGCGAACGAGAAACCAAAACAGAAGUUGAUGGGCGCCAAAGGCCAUAUUUACAAGGUUGCACUGACUGCCUCGUAUGGAAGUCAGAUUAAUUCCGGUGACAGACGGUCAGAACAGCGCUUAAAGUCUCGACAACCGACAUCCCGCAAAGAUACCCAGAGCUCGUGGACACUCAAGGGUUUAAAAAUAUAUGACCAAAAGGUCGGUAUUUGGUUGCAAAAUGUCUAA